Molecule: messenger RNA, 6877 nt
Organism: Symphalangus syndactylus (siamang)
Lineage: Eukaryota; Metazoa; Chordata; Mammalia; Primates; Hylobatidae
Gene: SORBS2
Product: sorbin and SH3 domain containing 2
Biological process (GO): Notch signaling pathway
Cellular component (GO): plasma membrane; synapse; dendrite
Molecular function (GO): protein binding
Source: RefSeq, a predicted model, not a curated record
AUGGAAAGAAAUUAACAAGCUGUGUGGGUGUGCUGCACAUGAUCAGCCAUGCUUGCUAAGUCUGUCUGUUGGUUGUUGCUAUGGCUACGAAAAGCCAGUGGAACCCAAUGAGCUGUCUGCAGCAGAGCUGAGAGGACCAGCCAUUUUACUUAUGGAAAACAGUGUGGCAUAUUCUGCUGAGCUUCGCCCUGGAAGAAGCCUCUUUUAUACAUCUCUUCAGGGAAGAGAGAAGCGAUGGGCAUGUUAGUAUACAAUGAUCACAGCCAAGCAGGCCUGCAGGCUGCCUUUCGGACAGGCUGUUGACUGCUGUUCCAAUUAGCUGAUUGGAGAAUGUGGAAUGCAGAGUGAUAAUGCUGCAUAUCUGCUAUCAGGCAGCAGCAAAGGUUUUUGUCUUGGGAAGGCAAGCUUUCCCUGCAAUAUUAUCUCAGCAGCUCCCUAGCUGCUUACCCCGAAAACGAGGGAUCCAAACGGAGGGUGUUGCCCUCUGCUAAUGCUGCUCCUGUGCGUGGCUGUGGCAUAUGAGCGGCAGGUCUGAAAAAGCAGGUGUGUGCUGGGACGGGCACUGGACUGGAACGCAGGCGGACGCUCUCGGGUUUACCUGCUUCCUGUUAACAGAUUGUGGGCUCCCAGGGCAUAUGUCUGCACGCUGAGGCCGAGGCGGAGAAGGGGCUUCCUGAGCGUCCCACUACACUGACAGAGACACUUGGAUUGGACUUAAUCUAAAACCUCUGGAGUUCAAGACCUUUUAAAAAGGGCUAAAUAAACAAUCUCUACAUGUAAAAGGCCACUGACUCCUACUUCCUCUGUAUAGAGCAACUGUUGAACUCAGCUGCCUGUAGGAAAACUGAAGACUUUAAUAACAAACUCUCCAAGGUCAAAAUGAAUACAGAUAGCGGUGGGUGUGCUCGCAAACGUGCCGCCAUGUCUGUUACGCUAACAUCUGUGAAGAGAGUGCAAAGUUCUCCAAACCUAUUGGCUGCAGGGCGUGAUUCUCAGUCACCAGACUCAGCUUGGAGAUCUUACAAUGAUGGCAAUCAAGAGACACUGAAUGGAGAUGCUACAUAUUCCUCUCUUGCAGCAAAAGGUUUCAGAAGCGUUCGACCAAACCUACAAGAUAAAAGAUCACCAACUCAGAGCCAGAUAACAGUGAAUGGAAACUCAGGAGGUGCCGUGAGUCCCAUGAGUUACUAUCAGAGGCCGUUUUCCCCCUCGGCAUAUUCUCUCCCAGCCUCACUCAACUCCAGCAUUGUCAUGCAGCACGGCACAUCCCUCGAUUCCACAGACACAUAUCCCCAGCAUGCGCAGUCUCUGGAUGGCACCACCAGCAGCUCUAUCCCCCUGUACCGAUCCUCAGAGGAAGAGAAGAGAGUGACAGUCAUCAAAGCCCCUCAUUACCCAGGGAUCGGGCCCGUGGAUGAAUCCGGAAUCCCCACAGCAAUUAGAACGACAGUCGACCGGCCGAAGGACUGGUACAAGACGAUGUUUAAGCAAAUUCACAUGGUACACAAGCCGGAUGAUGACACAGACAUGUAUAAUACUCCUUAUACAUACAAUGCAGGUCUGUACAACCCACCCUACAGUGCUCAGUCACACCCUGCUGCAAAGACCCAAACCUACAGACCUCUUUCCAAAAGCCACUCUGACAACAGCACCAAUGCCUUUAAGGAUGCAUCCUCUCCAGUGCCUCCCCCACAUGUUCCACCUCCAGUCCCACCGCUUCGACCAAGAGAUCGGUCUUCAACAGAAAAGCACGACUGGGAUCCUCCAGACAGAAAAGUGGACACAAGAAAAUUUCGGUCUGAGCCAAGGAGUAUUUUUGAAUAUGAACCUGGCAAGUCAUCAAUUCUGCAGCAUGAAAGACCACCCCCUCUCCCAACAGCUCCGACACCUGUUCCAAGGGAACCUGGCCGGAAGCCUCUUUCUAGCUCCCGACUCGGAGAAGUCACUGGUAGCCCCUCCCCUCCGCCCCGGAGUGGCGCCCCCACACCAAGCUCGCGCGCCCCGGCUCUGUCUCCCACCCGGACCGAUCGCAUAAAUCCAGAUGACAUAGAUUUAGAAAAUGAGCCCUGGUAUAAAUUCUUUUCAGAACUGGAGUUUGGACGCCCGCCUCCUAAAAAGCCUCUGGACUAUGUUCAAGAUCAUUCUUCUGGUGUUUUCAAUGAGGCCUCCUUGUAUCAGUCCUCUAUAGACAGAAGCCUGGAAAGACCCAUGAGUUCUGCAAGCAUGGCCAGUGACUUCAGGAAGCGGAGGAAGAGCGAGCCUGCAGUGGGUCCACCACGGGGCUUGGGGGAUCAAAGUGCGAGCAGGACUAGCCCAGGCCGAGUGGACCUCCCAGGAUCAAGCACGCCCCUUACAAAGUCUUUCACUAGCUCUUCUCCUUCUUCCCCAUCAAGAGCAAAAGGUGGGGAUGAUAGCAAAAUGUGUCCAUCCCUUUGCAGUUACUCAGGGCUCAACGGCAACCCCUCCAGUGAGUUAGAUUACUGUAGCACUUAUAGACAGCACUUGGAUGUCCCUCGGGACUCACCAAGAGCCAUUAGUUUCAAGAACGGCUGGCAAAUGGCCCGGCAAAACGCAGAAAUCUGGAGCAGCACAGAAGAAACCGUUUCUCCCAAAAUCAAAUCCCGGAGCUGUGACGAUCUCCUAAAUGAUGACUGCGAUCGCUUCCCGGACCCGAAAAUCAAGUCGGAAAGUAUGGGCUCCCUGGUGUGUGAAGCGGACUCCAAAGAGAGCUGCCCCAUGGCGUGGGGGUCCCCCUACAUCCAGGAGGGUCGCAGCAACGGCAGAUCAAGGAUCAGACACAGGUCAGCCCACAACGCCCCGGGGUUCCUGAAGAUGUACAAGAAAAUGCACCGCAUUAACCGCAAGGAUCUGAUGAAUUCCGAGGUGAUCUGCUCCGUGAAGUCCAGGAUACUGCAGUACGAGAGCGAGCAGCAGCACAAGCACCUGCUGCACGCCUGGAGCCAGUCCUCCACGGAGGAGGUGCCCCGGGACGUGGUGCCCACACGCAUCUCCGAAUUCGAAAAGCUGAUCCAGAAGUCCAAAUCCAUGCCAAAUUUAGGGGAUGACGUGCUGUCUCCCGUGACCCUAGAACCACCGCAGAAUGGCUUAUGUCCCAAGAGGCGAUUUUCCAUUGAGUAUUUGCUGGAGGAAGAAAAUCAAAGCGGACGCCCCUCUCAGGGCCAGCGAGGCUGCACGUCUAACGCCCUGGUGCCCAUUCACAUUGAAGUCACCAGCGACGAGCAGCCCAGGGCCCACGUGGAGUUUUCCGACAGCGACCAGGAUGGGGUCGUGUCUGACCACAGUGACUACGUUCACGUAGAGGGGUCAUCCUUCUGCAGCGAAAGUGACUUUGAUCACUUUUCCUUCACAUCCUCUGAAAGCUUUUAUGGAUCCAGCCACCACCACCACCAUCACCACCACCACCACCACCACCGCCACCUCAUCAGCUCCUGCAAAGGCAGAUGCCCGGCCUCCUACACUCGAUUCACCACAAUGUUAAAACACGAAAGAGCCAGACACGAAAACACCGAGGAGCCGAGAAGGCAAGAAAUGGACCCCGGCCUCUCUAAACUUGCUUUCCUAGUCAGUCCUGUGCCUUUCCGGAGGAAAAGAAAUGCAGCUCCUAAGAAACAGACUGAAAAGGCAAAAUGUAAAGCAUCUGUGUUUGAGGCUCUGGACUCUGCCCUAAAAGACAUUUGCGACCAAAUUAAAGCUGAAAAGAAAAGGGGGAGCUUGCCGGACAACAGCAUCCUGCACCGCCUCAUCAGUGAGCUGCUGCCAGAUGUUCCCGAGAGGAACUCAUCCCUGAGAGGGCCGAGGAGGAGCCCCCUGCACCAGCCUCUCCACCCACUGCCUCACGAUGGUGCUAUUCAUUGUCCACCCUACCAGAAUGACUGCGGGAGAAUGCCCCACAGUGCCUCCUUCCAAGACCUGGACACAGCCAACCACAGCUACCACCACCAAGACCGUGGCGGUGCACUCCAAGACCGUGAGUCCCCUAGAAGUUACUCAUCCACUUUGAUUGACAUGGGGAGAAGUGCACCAAGGGAAAGAAGAGGAACUCCAGAAAAAGAGAAAUUGCCUGCAAAAGCUGUUUAUGAUUUUAAGGCUCAGACAUCUAAGGAGUUGUCAUUUAAGAAAGGAGAUACUGUCUACAUCCUCAGGAAAAUUGAUCAAAAUUGGUAUGAGGGAGAACACCACGGGAGAGUAGGCAUCUUCCCGAUCUCAUACGUAGAGAAACUCACACCUCCGGAGAAAGCACAGCCUGCGAGGCCACCUCCGCCAGCCCAGCCCGGAGAAAUCGGAGAAGCUAUAGCCAAAUACAACUUCAACGCAGACACAAACGUGGAGCUGUCGCUGAGAAAGGGAGAUAGAGUUAUUCUUCUUAAAAGAGUUGAUCAAAACUGGUAUGAAGGUAAAAUCCCAGGAACCAACAGACAAGGCAUCUUCCCUGUUUCCUAUGUGGAGGUCAUCAAGAAGAACACAAAAGGUGCUGAGGACUACCCUGACCCUCCAAUACCCCACAGCUAUUCUAGUGAUAGGAUUCACAGCUUGAGCUCAAAUAAGCCACAGCGUCCUGUGUUUACUCAUGAAAAUAUUCAAGGUGGGGGGGAACCGUUUCAGGCUCUGUAUAACUAUACUCCUAGGAAUGAAGAUGAGCUGGAGCUCAGAGAAAGUGAUGUCAUUGAUGUGAUGGAAAAGUGUGAUGAUGGCUGGUUUGUGGGGACCUCAAGAAGAACCAAAUUCUUUGGUACUUUCCCCGGAAACUACGUCAAGAGGCUGUGAAUUGCUCUCCCUCCUUCCGUAGAGGCCGCCUGCCAGCCAUGCACCUGCGUCCAUGCGCCUGCAACAGCCCGCGGGCCUCCCGUCAUGCCUUACGGUUUCCAAUGCGCCGUCACCAUCUCCACCUGCCACCAAACCACCAGCAGAGGAACCGCCGCUGCUGUGAGCCUGGGGGCGACAUGGCAGGCUGGCCCCGCUCCGUGAAAGUGUGGAUUCCUACUUUCUGCUCUAAGCUUUGACACGUCAAAAUGUGGGAUCAGAAAGAAAAUCAUGAUAUUUAAAAAUGGUCAAAUAUUUGAGGGAAAAAAAAAAAAGUGUCUCCAGGAGGCUGUCUAGCCUCGUGGCUCCAUUUCCACAUCUCCCCCCAGGCGAUGUUCUCCCCCAAGACGACCAGAAAAUUAUUGUUUAUUGGGAAAUGCUGUGGUUUGCAUUUUCAUAUUCUUAGCUUGGCAGUGUAUAUUCUUUUCACAAGUUUGCCUAGUGUCUUGGUUUACACAAUAUGACGACUGUAACUGUACUUUAGCUAUUGUUUGCCUGCACAUACAUGUUGUAAUAUGCACAGUGAUUACAACCUUUAAAGCAAGAGGAGGCAAGUUAAUUUGGAUGAGUGUGAUUUUGUUGAUUGAAUGUGAGUUUUCAAAUAGGAGUCUUUCUCUGCAACUUGUUUGCAUUUUUUAGAAGUGCAAACGGUAAGUGAAUAAGAGCCCUCGGUAAUAAUCAUGGCAAUACGAGAGGCUGAGCUAGGCUACAGGGGAAAACUAUUGUGUUGUAAAGUUGCAUCGCUAUUUUAUAUUAAAAUGUAAUGAUCAGCAUCAUAACAAUGAACUCUUAGUGUUUUAUUUAUCUGAAAAAAUGUAAGUAAAAGCAGUGUUAGUGAGAGGUGCAAAGAAUUAUUCUAACAGACACUUGAAAGUAUCUGUAAGCAAUACUAGUAGGUAAGAUUUCACUGUGUGUACACAUACACAUUUGAGAUUGUAUGAGAACAUAUAAUCCAUACGAUAUGUUGUACAUUUUAUGGCAAUGUAAUAGAAUCUCACACAUUAUUUUAUAGAAAUAGAGUACAGAAGCAUCACAAGUAUUAAAGUUGGUUUUAGCAAGGAUUAUGACUAAUACGAUUAUUUUUACUAUAAUAAUUAUUUUUCUUCUAUGGAACUCGGAAUCCUGGCUACAUUUGAGGACAGGAAUAUGUUGAGCCUGAUUUUCCUGGUGUGUGUAAAAUAUUUCCUAGGAAUACAUUAGGCACUUUUUAGAAACAAUGCUAAAUCAUUCAGGUUUUAUUUUCUGCCCUGAAGCAGAAAUUUAAAAAAUGAUAUUGGGACCUGGAAGGUUUAAUAUAGUUCACAGUGCCUGAAUUACACAUACUCCGAGAACUAGCUUUGUAUUUCUUAUGACUUUGCAUAAGAAACAUUCAUCUUUGGAUCUUGAGCACCUUAUAGAUAAAACUUUUUAUGGCAUUUCUUUCGUGGACAGUGAUUGAUCUUUUCACAAUGUACGUAGCCUCUAGAAUUUUGUACAUAUGUUUGCUCUUUUUUUGUACAGACUAUUUAGUUGUUGAGAAAACGGGAAUUUCCUAAUUUGGUCUUUAUCCUGCGACACUUUCAGCAGACUAGCCUCUCCUUCUCUCACAGAUCACGAGCACCCCUAGAUAGUGUGAUUCUGUCAGAUAGCAUUUAUGCAAAAAUCUAUGAAGUUAAAAGAUCGUAGAAGCCAAAUGAAAUGUACAUAUCUACUGACUGAUGACAAGGGAAUUUCAUUAGGAAGAAGGUAAACAAACAUCUUUGAGUAGCCUAACUUGAUUUCUGUCAAGUUCACAACCAGCUUCAUAUUUUAAAGGCUUCAGGUUUGAAAUUAAGUCAACUGCAUGCAGCUUUGCUGAAAAAUGAAUAAUUCUCUUUGAUGCCAUUUAUGAGAAAAGACUUCAAUAUCUGUUGCCUGUCAUAUUUAAGAAAAAUUACUGUUUCUACUCUCUGUAUCUGAUUUUAAAGGAAAAAAAUAUUCAUACCUGGCUUCCAGGUAAUUGACUUUGAAUUCUUACAAGCAAAGGUCAUUGUGUUUUUCUUGAAUAGACAUCUAAUAAAUUUUGCUUGGAAGUAUA